AUGGAUAGUACAUACGACUACCCAUUUUUAACGCGUGGUCAAUUUGAACUUGCGGCGAAAGCUUUUGUUGGACAGUCACUUAAAGCUGGUGAAGAUCAACCUUGGGCUUGGAUUGAACACGAGAAAGUAAAAAAUUUUGGAUAUUUAUCGCAAAAAUCCGUGGCAAGACGUAUUUUUACCAUUGAGGAGAAGGAGGACUCUCUAAUUUCAAUUCACGAGGAAGACGGUGGAUUUGCUGGAUACGAAGAACCAGAUGAUCCAAGUGCGAUUCCUCCUGCAUCAUCAAUCUCACCAAUAGCACAAAACAUACAAUCUCCACAAAAUGAUAAUUCUUCGGAUCAAGAUUACUUGACAAUUGAUUAUCAUAUACUUUAUUCCCCAACGUAUAAAGUACCUGUUUUAUAUUUUAACACGUAUAAUGCUGACGGUAGUAUACUGAAACUUGAUCAAUUAUAUACAACUCUCAUCGAGUCUUCGCGUCUCAACGAUUUACGAACGGCGGGAUUCAAUGGUGGAUUAUCACAACAAGAUCAUCCGACACUUCAACUCCCAUUUUUUUUUCUUCAUCCAUGUGAAACUGCCACACUAAUGCGAACUAUUGCACUCGCUCCACCUUCAACUGUCGGUGAGUCCGAUUCUCGAGGGACUAACAAUAAUGUAAAAAAAGAAUUUGCAGGAAUCCUACCAGUUGAAGGGUAUAUAAGAAGUUGGCUGAGCUUGGUUGGCCCGGUCGUUGGUACAAAGCCGUUAUUCCAUCAUUUGACUACUGCCACCACCAUCCUAUUAGCAUACCGACCUACCCGGUUGUUGUCUGUGUCGCGGACUCCAUUAAAAUACCACCUUUUCCGAUUGUCGGAAAAAAUUGCUGCUGCUUUCCUUAAAUUCAACAUUUAUAUAGCGACACUCUACCAACAUGGGUGGAACAGUUUCGAAAGGGUUAGCAAAGAUCUUUGGAAACAAAGAAAUGCGCAUUCUUAUGCUCGUUAUGGAUGUUGGUGCGAAAAUGUCCUUAUUACGAAUGUAUCGGUACUCGUAAUCGCUGCAUUCUGUAAGGCAACGCACGCCAUCCUUUAUAAACUAAAGCUGAAUCAGUCGGUAACGACUAUUCCGACUGUUGGUUUCAAUGUGGAAACCGUAACAUACAAGAAUGUCAAAUUCAAUGUUUGGGAUGUAGGUGGACAAGAUAAGAUUCGCCCACUAUGGCGUCACUAUUACACCGGCACGCAGGGUCUAAUUUUUGUUGUUGACUCGCAGGAUCGUGACCGAAUAGAUGAAGCACGUCAAGAGUUACAUCGAAUUAUUUCAGAUCGUGAGAUGCGGGAUUGUUUACUAUUAGUUUUUGCGAAUAAACAAGAUUUACCAGGAGCAAUGUCUCCUGCUGAAGUUACUGAGAAACUUGGUCUACAUCGUAUGAACCAAAGGUCUUGGUACGUACAUCCUUCAUGCGCGACCAGUGGAGAGGGUCUUUUCGAAGGAUUGAAUUGGCUAAGCCAGAACGCCAAGGCAAAAUAA
Ambispora gerdemannii is the source of this 1512-nucleotide messenger RNA. The record is from the annotation of a GenBank genome assembly. NCBI's taxonomy places the organism in Eukaryota, Fungi, Glomeromycota, Glomeromycetes, Archaeosporales, Ambisporaceae.